AUGCAAACGACUUCUGGAGCAGCAUUGUUAAACAAUUUAUCUUUCUGGGCAUCAAAAGAUGACAACAAGCCUGAUUUACUCUGUGGGAGGUCAGCCGAUUACUUUGUGGUCCAGAAGCAUUUCACAAUUAUUAUAUUUGCCACUAUUGUUUUGGGAGGGGUUUCAAAGAUGAUUUUAAAGAAUUCUGAGGCCUUUGUCUUGAUGGUUCUGUCUCUGUCAGGAUUUGUGACAGGUCAACUGGCUUACCAUUUUAUUGAGGUGCACCAGGUUGUCUACCCUCUUCUAAAAACACCAAGUUUUUCACUUUAUUGUUAUUUUUUACCUUUAAUUGUAUUUGUGGCUUCUCUGGAUGUGGACUUUUACAUAGUCAAGAAUGUGUUGUGGCAGGUCUUGCUAACGGGAGUGAUUAGCUUUGGUACAGCAUUUGUCACCAUUGCAUAUGUGGUUCUGAAAUUCAAUGAAGAUUCAUGGGAUCUGCAGUGCUGUUUACUCUUCAGCAUCACACUGUGCGUAAUAGACCCUCUCCAUUCCGUCAACUCGCUGAAAACGAUUGGCAUUUCUAAGAUGUACACUGACAUUAUCAGAGGAGAGUCACUGAUCAUUUGUAGUUUCACGUGCAUUUUCUUCGGCAUCUUCCGGGGCCAAACACCUAACGUUUCCAUGUUCAGGGAGUUACAUGUAAUCAUUGGGCUCAGCUUCGAUAUCUUUGGAAGCACAAUUUGUGGAUAUUGGUGUACAAGAAUCAUUCGGAUUAUAUUGACCGACCUUUUUAGCAACACGCUGACCAACGUUGUUCUCUGCUUUUCACUGGUGUACAUGACUUUCUACCUUGUGGAAUAUUUCGGAAUGUCGGGCAUUGUUGCUUUGGUCACGGUGGGCCUGAAUUUAGAUUCGUUAAGCUUUAAACCGAGGAUGGAAUUCAUAAUUACUAAGUUCUUAAUAAUGUGUUCAUCUGCAUAUGAACAUUUAAUAUAUGGUUUCUUUGGCAUUGUUGUUGGUUGUGGAGAAAUCAAGUAUUUCAGAUUUCACUCCCUAGUUUUCACUGUCACCUUAUUUGUAACAGUGAAUUUUGCAAGGUUGCUUACUGUUAUUUUAGUGAGCCCUAUUUUGAUGCAUUCAAGUUAUGAGUAUGAUUGGCGAUGGGGAGUUGUCAUCGCAUGGUCUGGAAUUAGAGGCGUUUUUAGCUUACUCUUGGCUCCUGAUAUUUAUAAUUUUUCUGAACAUAAAAUAGAGGCACCACAUAUGUUUAUAUUCUAUAUACAAGUACUAUCAUUAUUGACAACAGGAAUAAAUUCACAUAUGAUGCUUCGAUCAGCCAAGACAUUAGGUUUGUGUGCUCUCUCCCUCCCAAGACAAAUGGCCAUUCGAAAUGCCAUUCAACACAUACAGCAUAUUAUACGGAAUUCAAUAACUUUAUUUAAGACAGAAAAAAUUUUGACAAAUGUUAAUUGGAAUGUAGUAGAAGAAAAAUCAAAUAUUGAAUACAAUCCUGUUUCCCGUACUCACCAUGGUCCAAGAGAAGAGUCCCCAACAGAUGAAAUUUUAAUAGAAGAGGCCAGAUUGCAUGUAGCUAUAAUACAAAUGAGUAGCUUUGAAAAGCAAUGUAAUGAUGGAACCCUUGGAGUAGAGGCAGCCCGAAUAUUAAUUGGUGCAACCAAAAGCUACUGCCCCAUCCACGGAAAAUUCAUGAGUAUUUCUGAUGUUUCAACUUAUGUGAGAGCUAGAAGUUGGCUUAUAAAGUUUAAAACCAUGUUAACUUACUUGGAAUAUCACAAAGAAAGGAUACUUUUCACUGUACCUGGGAAUAAUAAAUUUCUGAUUUUAGUCUAUCGAAUUAUAAUUUCAGAAGAAUUUGAAUAUGCAACAUAUAUUGUAACAGUAAUGUAUAUUUUCCCUAUGAUAAUACACAUAUGGCCAACUGCAAGAGAGUUAAACAUAUCGGCACUGAUAUCCAUAAACUACUAUUUUAUGUUUUUAUAUACAUUAGAAUCAGCACUGAAGAUGCUAAUUUUAAAAAGGAAAUAUUUUCUUCAGAAUUGGAAUACUUUGGAUUUUUUCAUCAUAGUUAUAGGAAUCGUUGAUAUAUUGUGCAUAUACUUUGUAAAGCUGAGACCAGACAGCUUGAUUCUCAUUCAGUUUACAGUGGUAAUAGGAUAUUUAAGAAUAAUUAGGUUUCUACCUAUCUUUAAGAUUAUAAUACCAAUACUAAUAAAAAUGGCAGAUGUCCAGAUAAAAAAGAGCCUCAGCUUAAUGUAUAGUAUUACAAAAGGCUACGUCAAAAGUCAGGAAGAUGCCAAACUUUUGGUAAGGCAAAUUUCCGGUCGUGAAUCAAUCUAUCAGAAACUAUAUGACAUUUUAGAAAAAAACAAACGAGAGGCUGUUAAAGAACUAGGACUCAUAGAGCACGAAGGCCGAGAUGUUGUCAUUGCUCUCAAGACAAAGCAGGCAAUCCGCAAUGUGAUUGCUAAAGCCCUGAAAAAUCUCACCUUCCUCUGGUCAAGAGGCAUCAUUGAUAAGCAUGAAGGCAUUGAGAUGAAUAAGGUACUUCUUACAAAAAUAAAAGCCUUGAAUAACUUUCCAAUGGCAAUCCCGCCUCCAACCCCAGACAAAUACCUGCCCAACAUUGUUUGGAUGGAAAAUAAAGAUGUUCUCAUUGAUUUCUUCAAGGAAAGAACUAGACUUACCUAUUUUGACUAUGGAGAUAUCAUCUGUAGAGAAGGUGAAAUGCCACAAGGAAUCUUUUUAAUCAUUUCAGGAAUGGCAAGUUUGCAUAGCUCAUCUCCCACCUUUGGGAUAGACGCAAGCCCGAGGUUUGAAAGGCAGUUCAAGACUAUGUAUACAGAGUACUGCACCAGUGGGGAAGUACUUGGCGAGCUGAGCUGUUUGCUUAAGCGUGAAAUUGAAUUUACUGCCAUCUGUGAAACUACUUUGCAGGCCUUUUUCAUCUCCUUGGAGGAUUUAUAUGAAGGUUUUGAUGUCUUCUGGCCAUCUCUGGAAUAUAAAAUAUGGCUCAACUUGGCUCUUGUUACUGCGAGUCAGUAUUUUGAACAUGAUAUUGCUGGUGAGGAUUUAAAAUUUCAGAAGUGUGUGACAUCCAAUCAUGCGUACGUGGAGACUCUGUCAAGCUAUAAUGAAAUGACUCUUAACCAUGUGACUAUGAAAUUCAUUGUUCUUGUGUAUGGUAAUGUAAUUAACAGCAAGACAGAAGAGCCACAUGUUGCACCCAGCAUUAUUCCUAAGUCGUGUGAGCAGAUCCAGGGAAUUGCAGAUGUCAGCAAGCUUCUGAUAAUUCUGGCAUCGGAGCCUGUCAAAAAUGAUGAAGCACCCCAUGACAUUGGUAAGGGAUGA
Cricetulus griseus (Chinese hamster) is the source of this 3348-nucleotide messenger RNA. The record is from RefSeq and is a predicted model, not a curated record. Lineage: Eukaryota; Metazoa; Chordata; Mammalia; Rodentia; Cricetidae.